Molecule: messenger RNA, 4657 nt
Organism: Tupaia belangeri chinensis (Chinese tree shrew)
Lineage: Eukaryota; Metazoa; Chordata; Mammalia; Scandentia; Tupaiidae
Gene: ATP8A1
Product: ATPase phospholipid transporting 8A1
Exons: 37
Coding region: 7-3492 (1161 amino acids)
Biological process (GO): phospholipid translocation
Cellular component (GO): plasma membrane; trans-Golgi network
Molecular function (GO): magnesium ion binding; ATPase-coupled intramembrane lipid carrier activity; ATP binding
Source: RefSeq, a predicted model, not a curated record
CCCACCAUGCGGAGGACCGUGUCGGAGAUCCGCUCUCGAGCCGAGGGUUACGAGAAGACAGAUGAUGUUUCAGAGAAGACCUCACUGGCUGACCAGGAGGAAGUAAGGACUAUAUUCAUCAACCAGCCCCAGCUGACGAAAUUCUGCAACAACCAUGUCAGCACUGCGAAAUACAACAUCAUCACAUUCCUCCCACGAUUUCUCUACUCUCAGUUCCGAAGGGCUGCCAAUUCGUUUUUUCUCUUCAUUGCACUGCUUCAGCAAAUACCUGAUGUGUCGCCAACGGGUCGUUACACAACACUGGUCCCUCUUCUAUUUAUUUUAGCUGUGGCAGCUAUCAAAGAGAUCAUAGAAGAUAUCAAACGACACAAAGCUGAUAACGCAGUGAACAAGAAACAGACACAAGUUCUGAGAAAUGGUGCUUGGGAAAUUGUUCACUGGGAAAAGGUGGCAGUGGGGGAGAUAGUGAAAGUGACCAAUGGGGAGCACCUUCCAGCAGAUCUCAUCAGUCUGUCGUCAAGCGAGCCCCAGGCCAUGUGCUACAUUGAAACGUCCAACUUAGAUGGAGAAACCAACUUGAAAAUUAGACAGGGCUUACCAGCAACUUCAGAUAUCAAAGAUAUUGACAGCUUGAUAAGACUUUCGGGCAGAAUCGAGUGUGAAAGUCCGAACAGACAUCUCUACGAUUUUGUGGGCAACAUAAGACUUGAUGGACAUGGCACCAUUCCCCUGGGAGCAGAUCAGAUUCUUCUUCGAGGUGCUCAGUUGAGAAAUACGCAGUGGGUUCAUGGAAUAGUUGUCUACACUGGACAUGACACCAAGCUGAUGCAGAAUUCAACAAGCCCACCACUUAAGCUCUCCAAUGUGGAACGGAUUACAAAUGUCCAAAUUUUGAUUUUAUUUUGUAUCUUAAUUGCCAUGUCGCUUGUCUGUUCUGUGGGUGCCGCUGUUUGGAAUCGAAGGCAUUCCGGAAAGGACUGGUAUCUCAACCUAAACUAUGGUGGUGCUAAUAAUUUCGGACUGAAUUUCUUGACCUUCAUCAUCCUUUUCAACAAUCUCAUCCCUAUCAGCUUGUUGGUUACGCUAGAAGUGGUGAAAUUCACCCAGGCGUACUUCAUCAACUGGGAUCUCGACAUGCACUACGAGCCUACGGACACUGCUGCCAUGGCCCGAACAUCUAAUCUGAAUGAGGAACUUGGCCAGGUUAAAUACAUAUUUUCUGACAAAACGGGUACCCUGACGUGCAAUGUGAUGCAGUUUAAGAAAUGUACCAUCGCCGGAGUGGCUUACGGCCAUGUCCCUGACCCUGAGGAUUAUGGCUGCUCACCUGACGAAUGGCAGAGCUCACAGUUGGGAGACGAAAAAACAUUUAGCGACUCAUCAUUGCUGGAAAAUCUUCAAAAUAAUCACCCAACCGCACCAAUCAUAUGUGAAUUUCUUACGAUGAUGGCGGUCUGCCACACCGCAGUACCGGAGCGAGAAGGUGAUAAGAUUAUUUAUCAAGCAGCGUCUCCAGAUGAAGGCGCGUUAGUCAGAGCAGCCAAGCAACUGAAUUUCGUUUUCACUGGAAGAACACCAGACUCGGUGAUUAUAGAUUCACUGGGGCAGGAGGAAAGAUACGAAUUGCUCAAUGUCCUGGAGUUCACCAGCGCUAGAAAAAGAAUGUCAGUGAUUGUUCGCACUCCAUCCGGGAAGUUACGACUUUACUGCAAAGGAGCUGACACUGUCAUUUAUGAUCGACUGGCAGAGACUUCGAAAUACAAAGAAAUUACCCUUAAACAUUUAGAACAGUUUGCUACAGAAGGGCUAAGAACUCUGUGUUUCGCCGUGGCGGAGAUUUCCGAGAGCGACUUCGAGGAGUGGCGAAUCGUCUACCAGCGAGCGUCCACGUCCGUGCAGAACAGGCUGCUCAAGCUCGAAGAGAGUUACGAGUUAAUUGAAAAGAACCUUCAGCUUCUUGGAGCUACAGCCAUUGAGGAUAAAUUACAAGAUCAGGUGCCUGAAACCAUCGAAACGUUGAUGAAAGCAGACAUCAAAAUCUGGAUCCUCACCGGGGACAAGCAAGAAACUGCCAUUAACAUUGGCCACUCCUGCAAACUUUUGAAGAAGAACAUGGGAAUGAUCGUUAUAAAUGAAGGCUCUCUUGAUGGGACAAGGGAGACGCUUAGUCAUCACUGUACUACUCUUGGUGAUGCUCUUCAGAAAGAGAAUGAUUUCGCUCUUAUAAUUGAUGGGAAAACCCUCAAAUAUGCCUUAACCUUUGGAGUACGACAGUAUUUCCUCGAUUUAGCUUUGUCAUGCAAAGCCGUUAUUUGUUGCAGGGUUUCUCCUCUUCAAAAAUCAGAAGUUGUUGAUAUGGUGAAGAAGCAAGUCAAAGUCAUCACACUGGCCAUCGGCGACGGAGCGAACGACGUGAGCAUGAUCCAGACGGCGCAUGUGGGGGUCGGCAUCAGCGGCAAUGAAGGCCUACAGGCUGCCAAUUCCUCCGAUUACUCCAUAGCGCAGUUCAAGUAUUUGAAGAAUUUAUUGAUGGUUCAUGGUGCCUGGAACUACAACAGGGUCUCCAAGUGCAUCUUGUACUGCUUCUACAAGAACAUUGUCCUCUACAUUAUUGAGAUCUGGUUUGCGUUCGUGAAUGGUUUCUCUGGACAGAUCCUCUUUGAGCGAUGGUGUAUAGGCCUUUAUAAUGUGAUGUUUACAGCAAUGCCUCCCUUAACUCUUGGAAUAUUUGAGCGAUCAUGCAGAAAAGAGAAUAUGUUGAAGUAUCCUGAAUUAUACAAAACAUCUCAGAACGCCCUGGACUUCAACACCAAGGUUUUCUGGGUUCAUUGUUUAAAUGGCCUCUUCCACUCAGUUAUUCUGUUUUGGUUUCCACUCAAAGCCCUUCAGUAUGGUACGGUAUUUGGAAAUGGGAAGACCUCCGAUUACCUGCUGCUGGGAAACCUCGUGUACACUUUCGUGGUGAUAACCGUGUGUUUGAAAGCUGGACUGGAGACGUCAUACUGGACAUGGUUCAGCCACAUCGCCAUAUGGGGUAGCAUCGCUCUCUGGGUGGUGUUCUUUGGAAUCUACUCGUCGCUGUGGCCGGCCGUUCCGAUGGCCCCCGAUAUGUCGGGAGAGGCGGCCAUGCUGUUUAGUUCGGGGGUCUUCUGGAUGGGCCUGUUGUUCAUCCCGGUGGCAUCUUUGCUUCUCGACGUGGCGUAUAAGGUUAUCAAGAGGACCGCGUUUAAAACAUUAGUGGACGAAGUUCAAGAACUGGAGGCAAAAUCUCAGGACCCAGGAGCAGUUGUGCUAGGAAAAAGCCUGACCGAGAGGGCGCAACUGCUCAAGAACGUCUUUAAGAAGAACCAUGUGAACUUGUACCGGUCCGAGUCCUUGCAACAAAACCUGCUCCAUGGGUAUGCUUUCUCUCAAGAUGAAAAUGGAAUCGUUUCCCAGUCUGAAGUGAUUCGAGCCUAUGACACCACAAAACAGAGGCCGGACGAAUGGUGAUGAGGAGGGGCCGAGAGGCCGGCCCUGUGUGUCUCUAAGGGGAGCCACCAAGUCGUCGCCGCGUCUGCUGGCCAAUUCCAGCCUGGUCCACGGGGAGAAAAGGUGGAUCUGAGGUCAUCUUGCUGAUGGACGUUCAGAUUCGUGUACAUUGUAGACAUCAGCACUGUGCAACUCUGCUGUAACACCAUCUCUCAGAUUUUUCAGAGUCUUUGCUAAGUCUUUGUAAACAGAAAUCGAAACCGAUCUCGUAUCUUGCCAGACGGCUUUCUAAAGCUGGAAUCGGGGUCAGCGUUCUUGUGCCGUUACUUUGGGGCUGUGACUAACUGUCGAGUUACUGGCCAUACCAGUAAGAUGGCCGACCAUUCCAACACUCUCAAAUGGUAUUCAGUUUUAGGGACUCUCUUGAGAUGCACACUUGAGAUUUUGGAAUAUGCUGAAACAAACCAGCAUUCUUAAGGGACUGACUCACCUUCCUGGGCAUUUCUAAAUGCGGCAUUAAUAAGUGUUUGGGUCAAAAAUCUCUUGAUAAAUAUUUGCCAAAGAAGUUCGGUAAGCGUUCUCUCUCAUCCAGUAGUCAUUUGCCCAGAAAUGUCACAGAAAGAUUACUGCCAGUUUUGCUGUAAGGUCUGCAUGCCUGAUUUUUCAAACAUAAGAGUGAUUUGCAAAAAAUGAGUAUUUCAAGGCAUUUGCUACUAAAACCUGUGAUGUCGCACCUUCGGCCUUACAACGCUUCUUUGUCGUGGUCUUGUUCAUUUGUUAACAGGCACACGUGUUCGUGGGACUCCGUCAUUACGGUCCUGGUUUUUUUUUUUUCCCGUGGUGUCUAUGUCUCUGUCCUUCUGGAAGCAAAUCCCUCGUCGUUCAGAUUUUUCUAGAAUCCUAGCUUCUGCUGUAGAUGGAGUGAUGCCAGGUGUGUCUUCAAGGUUUCCCUCUUCAGAAAAGUGCGCCUCCACGUGGAUGUGGGGUUUCCAAAGCUUCUGUUGAGAUGGGUGGGGCGCCGCUUCGGGCAAACCCAUGGGCCUGGGCCGUGCAUGUCACUCAGCCUUUUGUCACUUGUUUUGGUUCUCCCCAUCUGUCCCCACGAGAGAUGACCUACUGUCUCGUGUAGCACACUCCAUUUAAUGGUGACCAUCCCAGACUUCAGCCUGAAAAUGACUUCACAGUU